This is a messenger RNA of Eucalyptus grandis, 930 nucleotides long. Its product is annotated as integrin-linked protein kinase 1. Bases 1 to 930 code for a protein of 309 amino acids. Lineage: Eukaryota; Viridiplantae; Streptophyta; Magnoliopsida; Myrtales; Myrtaceae. Gene Ontology annotation, molecular function: protein kinase activity; ATP binding; protein binding. Gene Ontology annotation, biological process: protein phosphorylation. The record is from RefSeq and is a predicted model, not a curated record. The transcript is spliced from 8 exons.
AUGGAGGAUUGGGACCUCCGGUUGUCGCCUCCCGAGAGAAUGCUGCGACACACGAUCGACUCAGGACCGUACAGGUUACUCUCUUGCUCAAGUAAAAACGACAAAGCAGGGGUGUUACAGGAGCUAGAGAAGGGUGUGCAAGCAAAUUUUGCUGACUAUGAUAAGAGGACAGCUCUCCAUUUGGCAUCAUGCGAAGGUUGCACUGAGGUGGUUGUGCUACUUCUUGAGAGAGGAACUGAUGUGAACUCCAUUGACCGUUGGGGUCGAACUGUUGGACUUGAUGCACAAAAUCCAUGCUAUGAGAUUGACUGCAAUGAGAUUGUCAUGGAGGGGGCUAUUCUAAUUGGAGAAGGAGCGUUUGGUGAAGUGUAUAUGGUGAAAUGGCGUGGUACAGAAAUUGCAGCAAAAACAAUACGUUCCUCCAUUGCCUCAAAUCCAAGAGUUAGGAGUGACUUCAUGAAGGAAUUGGCUCUUUGGAAGAAGCUGCGCCACCCUAAUAUUGUGCAGUUCCUUGGCGUUCUAAAGCAAUCUGAUCGUUUAAUCUUUCUCACUGAGUAUCUCCGCAAUGGAAGCUUGUUUGAUAUACUGAGGAAGAGAGGAAGACUUGACCCACGGACUGCAGUUGCAUAUGCUUUGGAUAUUGCAAGGAAUGUGUUGCAAGAUGAAUCCGGCCAUCUUAAGGUGACAGACUUUGGCUUGAGCAAGAUUGCACUGGCUAAAGAUGCAGAGGGUUACAAAAUGACUGGUCGCACUGGCUCAUAUCGUUACAUGGCUCCAGAAGUUUAUCGUCGAGAAUCAUAUGGGAAGAGUGUUGAUGUCUUUUCAUUUGCCAUGAUCAUCUAUGAGGUACACAAGACUGUGGGUGGAUCCUCUUCUCAUGAUCAGUUGAAGGACUAUUCUCUUCUAUACUUGAAAGACUUCGCACCUUAG